This is a messenger RNA of Durotheca rogersii, 1035 nucleotides long. RefSeq lists its product as uncharacterized. The coding region runs from base 129 to 701 and encodes 190 amino acids. Lineage: Eukaryota; Fungi; Ascomycota; Sordariomycetes; Xylariales; Xylariaceae. The record is from RefSeq and is a predicted model, not a curated record. The transcript has a single exon.
UGGGUGCCUUAGCCAGGUACAUGCCUGGGUAUGUAGGUACACAGACGGCUAUUAGGUACCUCCUACCUACUCAUAUGCCAUUGGUGCCAUUCGGGUUUGGGUAGGUACCCCCGUACGGUCUCUCCUACAUGCAUAUCUGUACGUCCCUUUUACCAGGUGCAUCGCUCGCUGUAUACUGCAACCUCCCUUCGAUCCUCUUCCCUCUUCCUCAUCUCUGCUCUCUUCCCACACCCCCCAGCCGGCAACCAACUUCGUCACUCCUUCUAGUCCGUCAGAGAGGUAUCGGGUUGACUGCGAUCCCGUAUUCCCUUCGCCGAUACCCAUUUCAUCUUGUCCCUUCGAUUUGGCAUCUCCGGAACCCGCCCGCCCCUGCGGAGGCUCUCAGAAGGUGGAUUCGUCUCCAUCUCUCCCUCUUCCUCUCUGCCGCAGACGGGAGAGAGUCACGCCUACGAGGGUCGCCUCCUGCUGCUCCUCGGCCCCCGUUCGCUGCCCUACUGUGUCAAUCAUUGCUAGGGUCUGACGUCGGAGGACGUGUAACCAGCACCGGCACAGCAGCCAUCUUAUACAUACAUACCGACUCUGCCUUGUGGUGUGGGAUCAGCCUCCUUUUCUCUUCUCCCUCCCCCUGCGAGUCUAGAGCAGUACAGUGCCGCCUUUCGAAAGCCCGGACUUCAGACGUACACGCCCCCUAUUCACCCUAAUAGACGGCCUCUACCUCCUAUGCCGCCCUGAGUCCUCGACGUAUCCUCCAAGCAACUCCGGAACACCGUAGCUUCUUGCCUACGCGCUGUCGUUGUAGUUUCUCUACGCCUGAGUUAACUUAUCGUUCCGACACGCGUACACCUGCGAACCUACGUCUGGGCCCGUCGACCGCCGUCAGCCAUUCCUCACCAAGGAGACCCCCGAGUGCCAUUCCGAGGACAAUACGUUUCGCUUACAUACCGCGGCCCCGACCCCAUAAGGUUUUUUUUUUCCCCCUCGCCUUCGCUGCGGCCUUGUCUUCGGAUUGCGACGCGCCCGGGCUCCAAGUUUGGG